Molecule: messenger RNA, 13886 nt
Organism: Zophobas morio
Lineage: Eukaryota; Metazoa; Arthropoda; Insecta; Coleoptera; Tenebrionidae
Gene: Sdb
Exons: 4
Coding region: 116-13282 (4388 amino acids)
Cellular component (GO): axonemal microtubule; sperm flagellum; centriole
Molecular function (GO): microtubule binding
Source: RefSeq, a predicted model, not a curated record
UUUCAAAAAGAGCGCGGUCGCGUUCGCACGUACCGAUUCCAAUUUUGUGUUAUUAUUUAUUACUCUUAUUUUUUUUUUUUUGUUAUUUUUAUAUUAGUGAACCAAGUGCCUUACAAUGACAGUGAAUAAGACAACUUCCAAAACUAAAAAAAAGAGUACAGUGUCGAAUUCGGCCAGUUCGACCUCAGUGGCCAGCACAUCCAAAACUACGAAAUCAACAAAAACGUCAAAAGUGGUGGGUUCGAGUUCGACUUCGGUUGAAUAUUCGCAAAAUGUGGGAGAUUUAUCGAAGGCAUCGUCUUCGUCCAGUCUGCAAAUAUCCGACAUUUCCCAUUUACCGGUAGAUGCAAAUGUGGUCACUUACACCGUAACGGAGACCUUACCUACCGGUAGUGGCGAAAAAAUCACAGUUUAUGAUGAAUCUGGAGGAACGAGUACGGAAUAUCGCCAUUUCGUGGCAAGGGAUUCGGCGUCUAAACAAUCAUCGAACGCCAACAUCACCCAAAUUAGCUCUAUCUUAAAUCGUUCCACGUCGAAUGUAUCUCAAGAAUCGGGCUCAACUUACACUGUGACUGAACCGAGGGAAGAAAUGAAAUUAACAUACAAUAAAAACGAUUCAGGAUGGAAUGGUAAGUUUGUUUACGAGCAGCCUGCGGGCAGAAAAAAUCAGCUUGUGAGUCGUGAUCAUGGUACUAUUGUGGAACAGUCGUCAACAUCGGAUUCCCAUGAAGAACGAUCGUCUUCAGUUAAAAGUUCCUCCAGUAGUUACGUUAUUGAAGUGGUGGAUGGUAAAGAACGAAUCGUUGAUCAGAAACAUCAUGAAUCCGCCAGCGCAGCGUCCGAAGUCAACAAAGAACACUUGUCGAUGAAAGCAGGUACUAAUAUUACCCCUGAAAUACACUAUAAACAAGAAGCUAAAGAAAGUUCCACUAAGUAUGACUCGGCUAUACCCGAAUACCAGAAGCCGAAAACCCAAUCAUCAGAAGCGGUAAGAGAAAUACACCAAGUGGGGGAUGUACACUCGUCCAGCUCUCACGUCACGAAGGACAGUUCUAAGGCUAUUCGUGACAGUCGCGACAAAAAAGGUAGAGAUUCACACACUGCUCUACAAGAUAGUCAUGACAGUCAUGACAAGAAGUCAAGCAAAAUUAGAACUGACACUAACUGGGAUGGUUCCUUUAUUGUUGAGAAGUCGAACAACGCAAAAAAGACCAGAAAAGGAGCUACUGAUUCACGGGAUUUUUACGGUACUAGUACGAGCAGAAGCGAUUCAAAAACGUCCGAUCAUCUUAGAAAAAGUUCAAAGACUGGAGGAGUCACCACCACCACCACUACAUACUAUGAUUCAAAGGGUAACGUAAUUAGGACUGUCUCUGAAGAUAUUCCUAUCUCGGAAACAGUUAAUGUAUCCGAUUCUGCGAAUACUUACGUCACCGAUGAAACAAUUUCAACCACUUUUGUAGACAACAUUGCUUCCUCUUCAACCACAAAUCAGUCGAAUGUAAAAACGACUCAUUCGUCCAAUUUGGUUGACCGAAAAGACCUAGUUUCAACUACAGACUCCACUGAUAAUCGUUUCCUCGUAGACAAAACUUACCAGACAGACGAAAACUACACCAACACUUCGAAAUUUCGCAAUAGUCAAAUGUCCAGCGAUUCGAAAAAUUUUUUUGAUCAUGGAACCGUCAGAAAUGUUUACGAUGACAAAGCAGUUGUGGACAACCUUGCUUCCUCUUCAACCACAAAUCAGUCGAAUGUGAAAACGACUCAUUCGUCCAAUUUGGUUGACCGAAAAGACCAAGUUUCAACAGAUAAUCGUUUCCUCGUAGACGAAAAUUACACUAACACUUCGAAAUUUCGCAAUAGUCAAAUGACCAGUGAUUCUAAAAAUUUUUUUGGUCAUGGAACCGACUCAUCAAAGACAGUCGUUAGAAAUGUUUACGAUGACAAAGCGGUUCAGAACACAAUCGGUACAAAAGGAAGAGUAAUAAAGGAUAACAUAAUCGAUUCGACUGAUGUAAUUUAUUCGAACGAUCGUAACUACGGAAAAACGGGUUGGAACGGCAAAUUUACUUACGAAACACCGACUAAGCCUAAAAGAGACGAACCGGGGAAAAAACGGACACCGUCGCCGUCGAAACAGCCGGGCGCGAAGCCGCGGGACGAGAAAAAGCCGACAACGCAAAAACCGGGAGCGAGUCCGAAGGGAAAAACGACAAAAAACGUGCAGGAUUUUUUAUCAACUGAGGUUAGUGAAAAUAUUAACCAAUUCACCGAUACAGACACAAUCAUUGACCGCAAAAAUUUUACUACUAAAGAUUCUAAGAUUUUUGUGGACAAUCAGUCGGUUGAUUCGUAUCAAGUUCGAGAUUUAGCUGCUGGACCUGGAAAGUAUCCUCGAGGCCCCGAUUUUCCAAACGAAUCUAUUACAACUGAAUUUUAUGAAACUUUUACUGACAAAAAAGACAAUGUUGACGUACUGAAUCAAACAUUUACAAUUAAAGAAACAACUACGAAAGAUCGCGAUAGACCCAGAUUAAAAGACUCCAGACUUCCUGACUCCGUGACUUACACAGACAGUUUCGAAAAUUUUGAAACCAUCUCCGAUUCGAAAACUAUAAUCAAAUCGGACUCGAAGACGUUUGUUGACAAAAAGAGUUUCGAAGAACAUUAUGUAAUAACAGAUAAUUAUGAAGAUACAAAUACACGAAGAAUUACAGACGAUGUAAAGACUGUCAGAGGUAAACCUGGAAGGACUGACGAUUUUCCAAAACAGAGUCCAAAAACCACAGUGAAGACAAUUGACGAUGGUACACUUGGAACUGAACCAAGAGAUCGCGAUAGACCCAGAUUAAAGGACUCCAGACUUCCUGACUCCGUGACUUACACAGACAGUUUCGAAAAUUUUGAAACCACCUCCGAUUCGAAAACCAUAAUCAAAUCGGACUCGAAAACGUUUGUUGACAAAAAGAGUUUCGAAGAACAUUAUGUGAUAACAGAUAAUUAUGAAGAUACAAAUACACGAAGAAUUAAAGACGAUGUAAAGACUGUGAGAGGUAAGCCUGGAAGGACUGACGAUUUUCCAAAACAGACUUCAAAAACCCCAGUGAAGACAAUUGACGAUGGUACGCUUGGAACUGAACCAAGAGAUCGCGAUAGACCCAGAUUGAAAGACUCCAGACUGCCUGACUCUGUGACUUAUACAGACAGUUUCGAAAAUUUUGAAACCAUCUCCGAUUCGAAAACUAUAAUCAAAUCGGACUCAAAAACGUUCGUUGACAAAAAGAGUUUCGAGGAACAUUAUGUAGUAACAGAUAAUUAUGAAGAUACAAAUAUAAGAAGAAUUACAGACGAUGUAAAAACUAUCAGAGGUAAGCCUGGAAGGACCGACGAUUUUCCAAAACCGACUUCAAAAACGACAGUGAAGACAAUAGAUGAUGUUAAGAAAACGGACAAGUUGACAAGCACAAGUACGACAGAAGAUAUUAGUGUGAAAAAUUUUACCGACAAGAAAUACGUAACUACAGAUGUUACGGAUAUCGUAAGCAAAAAGACAAUAGACGAAGUCGAUAAAGUUUACAUUAAAGAAAAUAUUGUCGAUGUCAAAACCAUAGACGAGGUUGAAAAUAUUACCAAUAUUGAGCGAUUUAGUGACAACAAAGUUAUCAACAUCGUCAAGACUAUAAGAGAGCCUAAGGAGCCUGCUAAAGUGAAAAUUCCAAACAAAGAACAAUGUAUUUGCGAGCUGUGCACAUGUGGCCGUCAUACUUGUCCCCACAAUCCCGAAGAUUACAAUGAUCAUCUCCAUCUAGACGGGCCUUUCUUAGGUCACCCCAAAGAUGAAUACAAUGCCAUCAGAGGUGAACGUGCACCGAUCAUCAUCCCAAAAGAUAAUUUAAAACCAGAAGGAGAAUUUGAAAAACGACAGCCACAGAAAUGGUUACCGGGCGAAAGGGCACCAGUUGUAAAACCUCAAGAUCAUUUAAAACCUGAAGGUGAAUUCGAAAAAAGACACCCAGAACAAUGGCAACCGGGUGAUCGUGCCCCUGUGAAAAAACCUCAAGACAAUCUUCGCCCAGAAGGAGACUUCGAAAAAAGAAAACCAGAACAGUGGUCGCCUGGUGAAAGGGCACCAGUGAAGAAACCCGAAGAUAACCUCAGACCUGAGGGAGAAUUCGAAAAACGUAAACCUGACGAAUGGCAACCUGGUGAUCGUGCUCCCGUUAAGAAACCCCAAGACAAUCUUCGACCGGAAGGUGAAUUUGAGAAAAGAAAACCGGGACAGUGGGCACCUGGCGAACGGGCACCAGUGAAGAAACCUGAAGAUAACCUUAAACCUGAGGGAGAAUUCGAAAAACGUAAACCCGAUGAAUGGAAACCAGGGGAUAGAGCACCGGUUGUUAAACCUCAAGAUCACUUAAAACCAGAAGGUGAUUUUGAAAAGAGACAACCGCAACCAUGGCAACCUGGUGAUCGUGCUCCGGUCAAGAAACCUCAAGACAAUCUUCGACCGGAAGGAGAUUUCGAAAAACGCAAACCUGAUGAAUGGAAGCCAGGAGAUAGAGCCCCAGUUAAAAAGCCUCAAGAUAAUCUUAAACCGGAAGGAGAUUUUCAGAAACGCAAACCGGAAGAUUGGAGACCUGGUGAACGAGCUCCAGUUAAAAAACCUGAAGAUAAUUUACGCCCGGAAGGGGAAUUUGAGAAACGCACUCCAGAAAAGUGGUCCCCGGGAGAACGAGAACCAGUGAAAAAGCCAAAAGAUAAUCUAAGACCAGAAGGAGAUUUUGAAAUUCCUGAACCAGAACAAUGGAAACCAGCCGAACGACCGAUUGCACGAAAACCUCAGGACAAUUUAAAACCUGAAGGAGACUUUACGGGAACGCGGACCAUUAUUGAUGAUUAUCGCGUUAUAAGAGGAGAACGUGCAGAGAUUAAACGUCACGAAGACAAUAUUACCGUUGGGGGAGAAUUUAUUGACGAAACCACUACCAGAGUUGACUUCAGUGGCGAAUUGGUAGAACGGCCUAGCCCUAUUAGACGCAAUACCUGGACUAAGAUCGAAGGAGACUUUAUUACAGAUACCACUAAUAAAUCAGAAUUUGUUGAUUACAGCACUGUAAUUGAACGUACAACAUUAGUUAAAAAGAGACAAGAUAAUCUAACUGUAGAAGGCGAAAUGGUAUUUGAUACUUCAACUACAACCGAUUACACAGAAAAAGUUCCUGAGGUUCCACAACGACGCCGAAGAACUUGGACUAAAGACGAUGUAGACAAAUUCUAUUCAACGCAAAGUACAGAAGUAACGACAACAACUCAAGAAAAUUAUAAACAAUUCGACGAACAAUACGUCCGUCAAACCGCAAUUAUACACCGAGAUAACCUCAAACCCGAGGGACCAUUCGAGGGUUCUCCUAAAUCUAAAGAAGAUUACAUUCCCAAGCUUACCGAACGACCUAAACCGAAAAAGCCUGAAGACAAUUUGAAACCCGAAGGCGAUUUUGAGAGACCGGAAAAACCAAAAUACAAACCUACAGAACGCCCGAAACCGAAACGACCUGAAGAUAAUCUUCGUCCAGAAGGAGAUUUUGAACGUCCUACGCCAACUAAAGUGACACAAGGAGAACGUAGAAGUCCAAUUAAACACGACGACAAUCUGCGGCCUGAGGGUGAUUUCGAGCGUCCAGAGAGACCAGAGUUUCGUCCGGCGGAACGUCCGAAACAAAAGCGUCCCGAAGAUAACCUAAAGCCUGAAGGUGACUUUGAACGUCCAGAGAAACCCGGUUACCAACCAACAGAAAGACCGAAACAGAAACGUCCUGAAGACAAUCUCCGUCCAGAGGGAGAUUUUGAGCGUCCAGAGAGACCGGAAUAUCGUACGACAGAACGUCCGAAACAAAAACGUCCUCAAGACAAUCUGAAACCAGAAGGUGACUUUGAACGUCCAGAAAAGCCAGGAUACCAACCAGCAGAAAGACCGAAACCAAAACGGCCUGAAGAUAACCUUAGACCUGAAGGAGAUUUUGAACGACCAACUUCAACUAAAGUCGGACCUGGGGAACGUCGGACUCCUAUUAAACACGACGAUAACUUGCGUCCUGAAGGUGAUUUUGAACGACCUGAAAAGCCGAAGUAUCGUCCAGCUGAACGUCCGAAACAAAAGCGUCCUGAGGAUAAUCUGAGACCUGAAGGCGAUUUCGAAAGACCGGAGAAACUGGAAUAUCAGCCAACAGAACGUCCAAAAGCGAAACGUCCUGAAGAUAAUCUAAGACCUGAAGGCGAUUUCGAACGUCCAACUCCAACUAAAAUUGGACCUGGAGAACGUCGAACCCCGAUUAAACAUGACGACAAUUUACGACCUGAGGGUGAUUUUGAACGACCGGAAAAACCCGAAUUUAGACCAGCAGAGCGUCCAAAACAAAAACGUCCUGAAGAUAAUCUUCGACCAGAAGGCGAUUUUGAGAGACCGGAGAAACCCGAGUAUCGAUCGACUGAACGUCCAAAACAAAAACGCCCUGAAGAUAAUCUUCGACCCGAAGGAGAUUUCGAACGUCCAACUCCCACUAAAGUUGGUCCUGGAGAACGUCGAACCCCCAUUAAACCUGAUGACAAUUUACGACCAGAGGGUGAUUUUGAACGACCAGAGAAACCAGGGUACAGGCCAGCCGAGCGUCCAAAACAGAAACGUCCUGAAGAUAAUCUUCGACCGGAGGGUGAUUUUGAACGACCAGAAAGGCCGGAGUUCAAACCUGCAGAACGUCCUAAACAAAAACGUCCUGAAGAUAAUCUUCGACCCGAAGGAGACUUCGAACGUCCAACUCCAACUAAAGUCGGACCUGGGGAACGUAGAACACCUAUUAAACAUGAUGAUAACUUACGACCUGAGGGUGAUUUUGAACGACCAGAAAAACCAGGGUACAGACCAGCUGAGCGUCCAAAACCAAAACGUCCUGAAGAUAAUCUUCGACCAGAAGGAGAAUUCGAACGCCCAACUCCCACCAAAGUGGGUCCUGGUGAACGUCGAACACCGAUUAAACAUGACGAUAACUUGCGUCCUGAAGGUGACUUUGAAAGGCCUGAUAAACCUGAAUAUCGACCAGGGGAACGACCAAAACAGAAACGUCCUGAAGACAAUUUACGACCAGAAGGUGACUUUGAACGACCAGAAAAACCAGGGUUCAGACCAGCCGAGCGUCCAAAACCCAAACGUCCUGAAGAUAAUCUAAAACCUGAAGGCGAUUUCGAACGUCCGACUCCAACUAAAAUUGGUCCUGCGGAACGUCGAACUCCCAUUAAACAUGAUGAUAAUCUGCGACCUGAAGGCGAUUUUGAACGGCCAGAAAAACCGGAAUUUAGACCAGCAGAGCGUCCAAAACAGAAACGUCCUGAAGAUAAUCUUCGACCCGAAGGAGAUUUCGAACGUCCAACUCCAACUAAAGUCGGACCUGGGGAACGUAGAACACCUAUCAAACAUGAUGAUAACUUACGGCCUGAGGGUGAUUUUGAACGACCAGAAAAACCAGGGUACAGACCAGCGGAACGUCCGAAACCAAAACGUCCUGAAGAUAAUCUUCGACCAGAAGGAGAAUUCGAACGCCCGACUCCGACCAAAGUUGGACCUGGUGAACGCCGAACACCGAUUAAGCAUGACGAUAACUUACGUCCUGAAGGUGACUUUGAAAGACCUGAUAAACCUGGAUAUCGGCCAGCAGAACGUCCAAAAGCAAAACGCCCCGAAGACAAUCUUCGACCAGAAGGAGAAUUCGAACGCCCAACUCCUACCAAAGUUGGACCUGCGGAACGUAGAACACCUAUCAAACAUGACGAUAACUUACGUCCUGAGGGUGAUUUUGAACGACCAGAAAAACCAGGGUACAGACCAGCAGAACGUCCGAAACCAAAACGUCCUGAAGAUAAUCUUCGACCCGAAGGAGAAUUCGAACGCCCAACUCCUACCAAAGUCGGACCUGGUGAACGUCGAACGCCUAUCAAACGUGAUGAUAAUUUACGUCCUGAAGGUGACUUUGAAAGGCCUGAUAAACCCGAAUAUCGACCAGGGGAACGUCCGAAACAGAAACGUCCUGAAGACAAUCUUCGACCAGAAGGUGAUUUUGAACGCCCGACUCCAACCAAAGUUGGUCCUGCUGAACGUCGAAGUCCUAUUAAGCAUGAUGAUAAUUUACGACCGGAGGGUGACUUUGAACGACCGGAAAGACCAGAAUUUAGGCCAGCAGAACGUCCGAAACAGAAGCGUCCUGAAGAUAAUCUUCGCCCCGAGGGUGAAUUUGAACGUCCAACUCCUACCAAGGUCGGACCUGGGGAACGUCGAACACCGAUUAAGCAUGACGAUAACUUGCGACCUGAAGGUGACUUUGACAGGCCUGAUAAACCUGAAUAUAGACCAGGGGAACGUCCGAAACAGAAACGUCCUGAAGACAAUCUUCGACCAGAGGGUGAUUUUGAACGCCCGACUCCAACCAAAGUUGGUCCUGCUGAACGUCGAAGUCCUAUUAAACAUGAUGAUAAUUUACGACCUGAGGGCGACUUUGAACGACCGGAAAGAACUGAAUUUAGGCCAGCAGAACGUCCGAAACAGAAGCGUCCUGAAGAUAAUCUUCGACCCGAGGGAGAAUUUGAACGUCCAACUCCAACCAAAGUAGGUCCUGCGGAACGUAGAACACCGAUUAAGCAUGACGAUAACUUACGUCCUGAAGGUGACUUUGAAAGACCUGAUAAACCGGGAUAUCGGCCAGCGGAACGUCCAAAACCAAAACGCCCCGAAGACAAUCUUCGACCAGAAGGAGAAUUUGAACGCCCGACUCCAACUAAAGUCGGACCUGCGGAACGUCGAACACCGAUUAAGCAUGACGAUAACUUACGUCCUGAAGGUGACUUCGACAGGCCUGAUAAACCUGAAUAUCGACCAGGGGAACGUCCGAAACAGAAGCGUCCUGAAGACAAUCUUCGACCAGAAGGUGAUUUUGAACGCCCGACCCCAACUAAAGUCGGACCUGCGGAACGUAGACAACCUAUCAAACAUGAUGAUAACUUACGUCCUGAAGGUGACUUCGAAAGGCCUGAUAAACCUGAAUAUCGACCAGGGGAACGUCCGAAACAGAAACGUCCCGAAGACAAUCUUCGACCCGAGGGUGAAUUUGAACGUCCAACUCCAACUAAAGUAGGUCCUGCUGAACGUCGAACGCCUAUCAAACACGACGAUAAUUUACGUCCUGAAGGUGACUUUGAAAGACCCGACAAACCUGGAUAUAGGCCAGCAGAACGUCCAAAGCAAAAACGUCCUGAAGACAAUCUUCGACCAGAAGGUGAUUUUGAACGCCCGACUCCAACUAAAGUCGGACCUGCGGAACGUAGAACACCGAUUAAGCAUGACGAUAACUUACGUCCUGAAGGCGACUUCGACAGGCCUGAUAAACCUGAAUAUCGACCCGGGGAACGUCCAAAACAAAAGCGCCCCGAAGACAAUCUUCGACCCGAAGGAGAAUUCGAACGUCCGACUCCCACGAAAGUCGGCCCUGCCGAACGUCGAACCCCCAUCAAACACGACGACAAUUUACGACCAGAGGGUGAUUUUGAACGACCAGAAAAACCAGGGUUCAGACCAGCCGAGCGUCCGAAACCAAAACGUCCUGAAGAUAAUCUUCGACCCGAGGGUGAAUUCGAACGUCCAAGUCCCACUAAAGUCGGUCCCGCUGAACGUCGAACACCUAUCAAACACGACGAUAACUUACGUCCCGAAGGCGACUUUGAAAGACCCGAUAAACCUGGAUAUCGCCCAGCAGAACGUCCAAAACAAAAACGUCCAGAAGACAAUCUGCGACCAGAAGGUGAUUUUGAGCGCCCGACUCCCACUAAAGUCGGACCUGCGGAACGUAGAACACCUAUCAAACACGACGACAACUUACGACCUGAAGGCGACUUCGAAAGACCCGAUAAACCUGGAUAUCAGCCAGCGGAACGUCCAAAACAGAAACGUCCCGAAGAUAAUCUUCGUCCAGAAGGAGAUUUCGAACGUCCAAGUCCCACUAAAGUCGGACCUGCGGAACGUAGAACACCAAUCAAACACGACGAUAAUUUACGACCAGAGGGUGAUUUUGAGCGUCCCGACAAACCCGGCUAUCGCCCUGGAGAAAGACCGCAACCAAAACGACCCGAGGAUAACCUUAAACCCGAAGGCGAAUUCGAGCGACCUACACCUACGAAAAUCGGACCAGCAGAACGCAGAAGUCCCAUUAAACACGAUGAUAACUUGCGUCCUGAAGGUGAAUUUGAUCGUCCGCACAAACCCGGGUAUCAACCAGCGGAACGUCCGAAACAAAAACGUCCAGAGGAUAAUCUUCGACCCGAAGGAGAAUUCGAAAGACCUGAGCUUAAGGAAGUGGGACCUUGCGAAAUACGACGACCUUACAGACACGAAGAUAAUUUGAAACAAGAAGGUGAGCUUAUCAUUACUCGUAAGGAUGACUAUCAGGUUACAAGAGGAGAACGACUUGAUGUAAUUAAACGCGAAGAUAAUUUGCGCUUGGAGGGAGAAUGGGACAUCCGACGCAGGGAUGAUUUCGGUCGAACGGUAGUCGUUGAUCGUGUGGAUGUGGUAAAGCACGAAGACAAUCUAAGAAUGGAAGGAGAGUUCACCGAUGUACGGACUAGAGAUGAUUUCAAAUUUGUUAAAGGGGAUCGAUAUGAAACUAUUAUUCGUAAAGAUACUCUGAAGACAGAGGGCGAGUUCAUAGAUACUAAAACCAGCGACGCGUAUUCUGUUACCAGAGGUGAACGUGCUGAGAUUGUUACUCGACAAGAUAACUUGAGAAUGGAGGGCGAGUUUAACGAAUAUCGAAAACGGGAUGAAUAUAAUACGCGGGUUAUUGAAAGAACUGAAGUUAUUCGACAUGAAGAUAACUUGAAACUGGAGGGCGAUUUCGAAAGACCGACUCCUACGAAAAUCGGGCCUGGUGAACGUCGCACACCGAUACGACACGACGAUAAUUUGCAUCCCGAGGGAGAUUUUGAUCGACCAGAUCGGCCACAAUAUCAACCAGGUGAUAGGCCAACCCCUAAAAAGCCGCAGGAUAAUCUUAAACCUGAAGGUGAUUUCGAGACUCCAACUAGACCGGGUUAUAGACCAGGAGAACGUCGCACGCCGAUACGUCACGAAGACAAUUUACAUCCUGAAGGAGAUUUUGAGCGUCCCGAACGACCCAAAUAUCACCCAGGUGAUAGACCAUCACCUAAAAAGCCACAAGAUAAUCUUAAACCUGAAGGUGAUUUCGAGACUCCAACUAGACCUGGGUAUAGACCUGGAGAACGUCGCACACCGAUACGACACGAAGAUAAUCUACACCCCGAGGGUGGGUUUGACCGUCCACAAAAAUCGAAGUUCCAACCAGGUGAACGCCCAGUUGCCAAGAAACCCCAAGAUAACUUAAAAACCGAAGGCGACUUCGUCCGUCCCAAGGUGUCUGAAGUUGGACCUGGCGAAAGACGUAGUCCUAUAAGACAACAGGAUAAUCUUAGACCGGAAGGCGAUUUUGUUAGACCCGAAAAAUCGCAAUAUGCACCUGGAGAACGACCUUCACCUACCAAGCCUCAAGACAACUUGAGACCUGAAGGUGAAUUUGUGAAACGUACACCUGGAACUGUGGGACCUGGUGAGCGCCGAUCACCAAUUAGACAUGACGAUAACUUGCACCCAGAAGGAGAUUUUGAGCGUCCGGAAAAACCUAAAUACGCCCCGGGUGAGAGACCUUCACCGAAAAAACCACACGAUAAUUUACGACCAGAAGGUGAUUUUGAAACACCUACGAAACCUAAAUAUCAACCAGGUGAAAGAGCCCCGGUUGUUAAACAUCCUGAUAAUCUCAAACCCGAGGGACAAUUCACUGGUACUCCUAAAAGUAAAGACGAUUUUAAACCAACUCGAGGCGAACAUGCUCCUGUUAAGCGACCUCAAGACAAUUUGAAAAUUACAGGAGAUUUCCAGGAUACGACGAUACAAAAGUCUGAGUUUGUUGUCACACGAGGAGAAAGAGCUGAAAUUAGAAAACACGAAGACUCGUUAAGAGUUGGCGAAGGUAAAACCGAAUACAUAACUACAACGAAACAAACCUUUGAAACGACUCCCAAGAAGUCACCAGUGGGUGGUCCAGGAGGACAUGCAGUUAUUAAUAAACGGCGCCAUCAAGAGUCGCACUUCACUCUUGGUAAUGACACAACGGUAAUGCAAACCACCAACCAAAGCAACUAUAACACUUACACAAGAAAAGUCGACCGCGUCGAUCGCAAAGAAAUUGUUGAUAAUAGGAAUGUUAAAACGACUGCUAAUAAAACCUCGAAUGUGACUACAGACACUAAGACGUUAGCUGAUGGUACUAUAGUUACUACAACCCGAACAACUACCAAGACCACAACAGGAGCACAAAAAACUGAACAAGGUGCGACACACAAUCAAGUUCAACAACAACAACAACAACAACGUCAAGAAAUUACAGCAGCUAACCAAGAAAUACGAAAAUCGUCGUCGCAAACGCGCGUUCAUCACACGAAUCACCAUACUGAAAGUCACGUAGUGGAUAACGCGCGACAUGAAUCCAGCACUAAUAUCAACCAAGUGACAAGUCGCCAAGAAGUAGCUAACAAACAACAUACAGAAAAACACAUCUCACAAUCGACACACCACCGUAAAAACGUGAUGACGUCAGCGGAAGAAAUCAACAACCAAAUUCUGCAUCGCAAAGGUUUGCAUACCUCGACGGAAGCGCUUCAUGCGACGAGUUCGGCAGCUUUAGAUAUGAGAAAAUCCAUCUGCAACCUUCAUGAUCAAGGCUACGUGUCGCAAAAUACUGAUCGUCGCAGUCUAAGUUCCAUCCACAGAUCGACUCAAGAAAAUAAUAUUAUCAAUCGACGUAAUCAACAAUCGUCAACUUCAUAUCAUGUCGUGGAAAGGCCACAGAAAAUUAUUAGGAAAGAUAAUCUUUCGGUAGGGGGACACUUUUAUGGUCAGUCGGAAGCGAGAUCCUACGGGGAAUUUACAAAAGAGCAGAAUGUUCAAAGAGUUGAAAGGGUUACAAGACGGUCGAAUAUAUCGAAUAUCAGUUUGGGUGAUAGCAAGUCGACUAUAGUUACAUCGUACAAGAAGGAAUAUAUGCCGCGGAACGUUGGCCCGUGUCCUGCAGUUCUGAUUGACUUGCCAAAAGGACCGUUCAAACAUACCAGAGAUACCAAGUCUCACAAAUUCUACGCACCGGUUUCUGGCAAAUCCGGGUCUUAAAUAACAUUUAUCAUUCCAACCUACAUAUGGACUGUUACGAACUAACAUUCUAACAUUGUGAUAUUGUUAUUGUUAUUAAUUAUCAUAAUUUUAUUAAUAUUAUAUAUUUUUAUAGAUGGCAGAGGUAAACAACAACAAUUAUACACAUAUAUAUAUUUUUGCUUAGGACUGGGUUUUAUAUUUCGCUUGGGAUUUUUUUCAAUCUAAUACUUGCCUUAUAUUAUACCUAUUUUUUUAUACGAGAAGCUUGUGAAAGCUUGUAAGAGUAUAAAACCCAAUAAAAAUUAUGAUUAUUUGAAAUAUUAUUUGCUUUUGUUUACGACUUUCCGUUAGCUCGCCGAUUUUACCUUAGUUUUUUUUUGAGUAACUGGCACAUUUCGUUUUAUUUGAAGCUUUAAAUGAAAAUAUAAAAUAACGCUCACCGAGAUAAAUUCGUAGUCACCGCCAGUGAUUGAAGCUCCAAAUUCGUUUCACGUGAUGUUGGUGAAUCGAAUUUUUGGAGCUGAUUGUUCUAUUUGUAUCCAGCACCGGUAGAUAAGCUAUAACUUAUCUAUUUUGAGUGCGAAGAAGUUGUGAAUAAUUCAAAUAAAUAUUUUAUUAUAAA